AUGGCCGACGAUGAAGAAGAAAUGGGUGAAGAAGAAAAUACAAAUAAUUUAGGCACUUAUGAAGGUGAACGUAAUGAAAACAAUGAACGACAUGGUUUUGGUAAAGCAAAAUUACCUAAUGGAGAUACAUAUGAAGGACAAUAUCAAAAUGGCAAAAGAUAUGGAACAGGAACUUAUCGAUUUUUAAAUGGUGCUCGUUACAUAGGAGAUUAUAUGAAAAAUAAACGACAUGGUCAAGGAACAUUUCAUUAUCCUGAUGGAUCAAAAUAUGAAGGUGAAUGGAAUGAUAAUGUACGUGAAGGUCAUGGAACAUAUACAUAUCCAAAUAAUGAUACAUAUGUAGGUGAAUGGAAAAAUCAUCAAAGACAUGGAAAAGGAACUUAUACAUAUGCAGCUACAAAAGCACAAUAUAUUGGUACAUGGAAUAAUGGUAAACGGCAAGGUCCAGGAGAAAUGCAAUUUGCUCAUUAUAAAUAUGUUGGUAGAUUUCAUGAUAAUUAUCCAAAGGGUAAAGGCAAGUUUGUUUUUAAAAAUGGAUAUCAACAAAAUGGUGAAUAUCAUAUUACAUCAACGGCUGCUGAUGAUGAUUCAGAUGCUCCACCUCAAGUACAAUACAAAUGGAUUGCUCAUGAUGUUACUGCAGUUGAACAAGAACAACCUUAUGAUUUAGAUGAUGAACAAGCUGAAACAGAUAGAACACAAGAAUUAAUUAAUAAAUUUAAAAAAAAACAAUUAACUAAUCAAGAAGAACAUGAUACUCUACAAAGAAUGCAUAUCCUUUCGGAUAAUAAUACUCCUGAAAAUCCAUUGAAUAAUGAACCAGGUGAAACAUUUGAUGGUAAUGAAGAUAUUGAUGAAAAUCGACAAGAAAAUGGUGAAAUACCAGGCGACGAGGAAUUUGAUGAAGAACAAUAG
Molecule: messenger RNA, 915 nt
Organism: Rotaria sp. Silwood1
Lineage: Eukaryota; Metazoa; Rotifera; Eurotatoria; Philodinida; Philodinidae
Source: the annotation of a GenBank genome assembly